AUGGCCUCGGCGGUGGGCGCGGCCUUCGAGGAGCUGCCGCACGACGGCACGUGUGACGAGUGCGAGCCCGACGAGGCCCCGGGCGCCGAGGAGGUUUGCCGAGAGUGCGGCUUCUGCUACUGCCCGCGCCACGCCGAGGUGCACCGGCAGAAGUUCCUCAGUCACCACCUGGCCGCGUACAUCCAUGGCGCUGGCGUGUGGACCUCGGGGGCCAAGACAGAGGGCGAGGGCCCAGCCCGGGUGGAAGCCAAGGGGGAAACCGAGACGGAGGUAGAGGGCGAAGGCGCCGGGGAGGAGAGCGAGUCCGAGGAGGAGAGCGGAUCGGAGGAGAGCGAGACGGAGGAAGAGAGCGAGGACGAGAGUGAGGAGGAGAGCGACGAAGACAGCGAGGAAGAAGAGAUGGAGGACGAGCAAGAAAGCGAGGCCGAGGAAGACAACCAGGAGGGAGAAUCCGAGGCCGAGGGGGAAACCGAGGCGGAGAGUGAGUUCGACCCGGAGAUAGAGAUGGAAGCCGAGAGAGUGGCCAAGAGAAAGUGUCCGGACCAUGGGCUGGACUUGAGCACCUACUGCCAGGAGGACAGGCGGCUCAUCUGUGUGCUGUGCCCGGUCAUCGGGGCUCACCAGGGCCACCAGCUCGCCACCCUAGACGAAGCCUUCGAAGAGCUGAGAAGCAGAGACUCAGGCGGACUGAAGGCAGCUAUGAUAGAGCUGGUGGAAAGAUUAAAAUUCAAGAGCUCAGACCCGAAAGUAACUCGGGACCAGAUGAAGAUGUUCAUCCAGCAGGAAUUUAAGAAAGUUCAGAAAGUGAUUGCUGAUGAGGAGCAGAAGGCCCUUCAUCUAGUGGACAUCCAGGAAGCAAUGGCCACAGCUCAUGUGACCGAGAUUUUGGCAGACAUCCAAUCCCACAUGGAUAGGCUGAUGACUCAGAUGGCCCAAGCCAAGGAGCAACUUGAUACCUCUAAUGAAUCAGCUGAGCCAAAGGCAGAGGGUGACGAAGAAGGACCCAGGUAA
Elephantulus edwardii (Cape elephant shrew) is the source of this 1011-nucleotide messenger RNA. RefSeq names its product tripartite motif containing 44 (gene TRIM44). The coding region runs from base 1 to 1011 and encodes 336 amino acids. NCBI's taxonomy places the organism in Eukaryota, Metazoa, Chordata, Mammalia, Macroscelidea, Macroscelididae. The record is from RefSeq and is a predicted model, not a curated record. The transcript has 4 exons. Gene Ontology annotation, molecular function: zinc ion binding.